GGUUGUGAAGAAUCAACUAGUUCCGCUUGUUACAACUAGUCACAUGCGUUUCCUUGUUUAGUGCCACUUCCGCAUCUGACAUAAAGUAACUCUAGACGCUGUAUAAUGAUUUUAUAGCAUAAAUCGUUUCUAUUAAAGUGCAUUUUAAAGCGGACUGUUAACGAACAUGGGUUUGUGAUUGUGCGUGAUCGAAUUUGAUUACCAGGUGUUAGUCUGUUGCAUUUGCAAGACAAAACACGACACAGUGUCCCAUUUAGCUAGCUUAGCUUGCUUUUGCUAGCUACUUGAUCAGCUAGACUGUAGCCACUUCAACCUACACUAUUCAUUGGCUACACUAACGGAAUAGCUGGUUACAUCUUUUCAGAAUGAAGGUAUGUCUAAAAGUUGUUACUGUUCCAGUAUCAGCCGAGGCGAGGGGUGUAUUCGGGAUGCGUAACGUUCUAAAACGUUUCAAAAGUUGCAUGACAGAUGCUUUGUUAAUUACCGCUAUCAUCCAUUUUGCUAUGAUUUACGGCAUCUACCACGGUGUUUAUGUCAAACUCGUUUCUGUAAUUUAUGUUCGACAGUUUUGCCUUGAGCGCUCACGGAACGUUGCAGCAACCAUCCUGAAUGCAGCUUAGGUCAGGGGUGUGCAAGUCAAGAUGGUGGGAUAGUUUCAUUUCCUCCUGCAAACAGAAAUGUUAUGCCGCGUUCAUAACAACUGUGAACUCGGAAAUCUCCGACGUCGAGUGUUAAAGACAACUGGGAACUCAGGGGAAAAAAGAGCCACGAUGUUUUAUUUAUUUUUUAAACUGACCUCCAACUCGUAAUUCCUAUUUGGGAACUAUAACCAGGGCCUCUUUCUAGAGCUCCGAGCUGAAGAUCACUGACGUUAUGAUUUGAUCUACUAUUUUUCCGAGUUCCCAAUUGUCUGGAACGCACCAUUAUUGUAAGCAGCUUUGCUGCGUCAUUUUAGUUUUGUCUUGGCAGGCCUACUUGCUCAUGAGAUGUAUCAUGUCUUAGGAAUCACAGAAAUAGUGACACAGAGUGUACAAAACAUUAGGAACACCUUCCUAAAAUUGAGUUUUGCCCUCAGAACUGCCUAAAUUCGUUGGGACUCUACAAGAUGUCGAAAGUGUUCGACAGGGAUGCUGGCCCAUGUUGACUCUCAAUGCUUCCCACAGUUGUGUCAAGUUGGCUGGAUGUCCUUUGGGUGAUAAACCAUUCUUUAUACACACAGGAAACUGUUGAGUGUGAAAAACCCAGCAGCGUUGCUGUUGUUGACACAACAACCGAUGCGCUUGGGCACCUACUACCAUACCCCCUUCAAAGGCACUUAAAUAUUUUGUCUUAGCCAUUCAGUCUCUGAAUGGCACACACAUACAAUCCAUGUGCUUAAAAAUCCUUCUUUAACCUGUCUUAUCCUCUUCAUCUAUAUUGAUUGAAGUGGAUUUAUCAGGUGACAUCAAUAAGGGAUCAUAGCUUUCACCUGGUCAGUCUCAUGGAAAGAGCAAGUGUUCCUAAUGUUUUGUACCAUCAUUGUAAAUAUCACAAGGAAGGUGUUUUUUCUCAGUAGUCCUACUACAACAUUAAAAGUGCAGCACUCAUUUACUGCUUUUAUCAGUGUCAUUGUUUCAAAAUGAAUUGGUUAGGCAAUGAAUCAGUCCUGCAGUGAAACAGACCAAAUAAGCCUUACUAAGUAUAGUAUUUUAAUCGUGUACGAUUAUAUAUUUCCCCCAGGUGUCCAUGCCCCCCCCACACACAGCGACGUCUGUGCGGCUGUUAGUUCUGGCUGUUCAGCUGGUCCUGUUGGUGUGUGGAGGCCAGGCCAGUGACAACACCAAGAGGUGUAAACUGUUCUCUGAGUCCCUGGCAGAACGGAAGGUCCUCAGUCUUCUAGAACCACUCACUAACAAGAAGUAAGGAAUUACCGAAAUAGAAGAAAACAUAGAAAUAUCUGUGGUAUGUCCCAUUGCUUUAACAGGUGAGGGGUAUCAAAGCAAGUGUUUAUCAGCAAAAAAGUAAGACUCCACGCACACUGACGUCAGUUGCUUGGGGAGAUGAAAUUAUACUUUGUCAGCUGUCACGGAAAUUAGCUUUGCAUGAAGGUGUAAAAAGGGUAUUGAUCAGCAGUCAGGAGGCCACGUUAAGCUUGGAAACUCCCUUAGUUUUCCAGAGUGUGUUCAUUUUAGUCUACUUCACAUGUAACACUUAUACAAGGUAACGUUAGCUCACUGUUUUUUGUUCACGGUUCCCUUGGUUACAGUUUCUCGGUGGAGACUAAAAGCGGCAAGGAGAGCUACACGUACCAGUUCCAGGUGUGUGGGGAUGCGGGGAAAACGGUAGGAGCGGGACUCGUUCAGACCGGGAAAGAUGAGAAAGUGCUUGGCCUGUACAAUGCAACACAGGCUAUCGGAGGAAGUAAGAAUGUCCGUGUUCUUUAUCUUUUCCUUUGAAAAAGUCAUGUGACAGUCGUAUCAGUAUGUUACGGUAUGUUCUAGUAUCUCUGUAAGUCUGCUGUAGCAUGACCAGAUAUAGUGAUGCCCUUUCUCUCUUCCCUUCAUCGCUCUCGCUCGCUCUCUGCUACCCAUCACCCCCUACAGGUGACUGGGUGAUGCUGAUCUACAGCAACGGCACCAGGUAUGACGGCCACUGUUCCAAGGAGAUGAGGAAAGCCAUCGUCAUGAUCUCCUGCAACAGAGGAGUGGAAAUGGUGAGAGAGGGAAGGGAGGGUUUGGGCCGUAUUCUUCAAUGUCUAUAGAUCAUUGUGGUGUGAUGAUUUGACAUGCCUAUCUCGCUUUCUCCCUGUCACGAACUGAUGCACACCUCUCUACAUCCCCUCCUUUCAUCCUCCCUCUUCCUCAAACCUCUGUCUUCCUCUCUUUCUUUCUCUCACUCUCCCCAUUUACCUCUAUCUUAGGGGAAGCUGGAAGUGGUGUUGGAGGAGAGGGAGAGAGAGAGGGACUGUUUCUAUCUGUUUGAACUGGACUCCAGUGCUGUCUGUCCCGCUCUGCCAUCCCAGCUCAGUGCAGGCUCCAUAAUACUCAUAAUGUUAGUACUAAGAUUAUGCACCCUUCCUGAUUACACACACUCAUUUGACUACAAAAAUACUCACACACUUAUCCCCAACCCGCUGGCUUGCACACAGGGCAGCAACAAAGGCUCUCCAUUUCUGGCUCUCCAACACAAAUACUCAAUACCCUAUGAAAUGGACUUGUCAUUCGCUCACAACAAACAAAGCUACAAGACCAAGCAAAACUGAACGGAGAAAUGAAUGGUCAUAUUUACAUAUUUAUUGGUAUUCAUUAUGAUAAUGGUCUCUUAUUUCCUCAACGCUUAACACAGCAGAACACCAGAAUAAUUAUCACUGUGAAUCAUUGUGAUGUUUGUUCAUGUGUCAAUUAAUGGGAUGGGUUUCCAACAGGAGAUUUGACCCAGUAAUAUUUGUUCAUUCAUUCCUCUCUACCCCAGUGGGUUCGUCCUCUUGUCACUGUACCUCAUUUGUGGAUUCCUCUACCAGCGGUUGAUUGUCGGGGCCAAAGGGUUGCAGCAGUUCCCCAAUUAUGUCUUCUGGACGCAGGUUGGCAACCUGGCAGCGGUGAGUGUUUGUAGAGGUCACAACACUGUCUCACGUCAGACGGCGUCACUCCUACGUGAAGCUCGUCCCUCAAAAGAUCUGUCUUGUGGGACGUGGACCUCAUCUAAAAAAAAUCUAGAUUUUCCUAAUCUGCCUAACACUAGUUCCUAAUUCUGAAAAUCACUCCUCUCUUGGUAGCUAUGACACACUGGCUACUACGGCAAAUCAUGCUCGAUCAGCUGAGCAAACUUGCUCCAGCUAGCAGCCUAGUGCAAGCUUGUUUGAAUGGCCAUACAGUAGCUAGUUUGCCAGCUUGUUGAUGAAGUACGGCAGCAAAGUUAUGGGACUGUUCUUAGAAAUUAGCAUGUAUCUGACUCGGACAGAUGGCACUGUGCCUCGCUACUUUGUAACAUUUGGCCAACGCGAUAAUGUCACAGAGAGCAGUCAUCUGUGCUGUAGAACUCGGCGCGCUAAUCACGGCAGAACAGAUAUCAUGAAAACUAAUUUGUGCGUUAGCUGGAACUUCACUACACUAGCUAGCUAGAGGGAGUAUUCAGCAUUGAGUGGGUGAACUGGCGUUGUUAGCAUCCCUGCCUUUCGUUUCAUAUGGAUUGAUUUGAGACUGGUUCAGCCAGCAAGCAGACACGAGCUAGCUAGCAAAUGUUUGUGCACAUUUCGAAUGUCAUAAAUACUGAUUAUACCACCAGAAAAUACCGUAGCUAGAGAAUUAGGUAGUGAAGACUUGCUCAUGAAAAAAACAUCAAUAUUAGCUACAGGUUUAUUGUUUUUGGUAUGUUUAACUCUGACUCUUUUGAGGAUGAAAGGGGGUUUAGUGGACAAUGUCACCUUGGUAACAUUUUCGAACUUCUUUCUAGCUAUGCGAUGAGUGUUUGCGAGUUGUCAGAUAGAUCGGUGCAGAUGGCAGUUGCGCUAUCUGACGUGAGACAAUGGACGUCAUAUAUCUCUGGUCCAAUCCCAAACCAAACCCUAUCCCCUACGAGUGUUUAGGUCAGAAGAGGGUAUAUGGGUUGAUUUUGGGAUUCAGUGUAUGUGAAGGAGGGUAUAUGGGUUGAUUUGGGAUUCAGGGUCUAUGUUGAAGGAGGGUAUAUGGGUUGAUUUGGGAUUCAGGGUCUAUGUUGAAGGAGGGUAUAUGGGUUGAUUUGGGAUUCAGGGUCUAUGUUGAAGGAGGGUAUAUGGGUUGAUUUUUGGAUUCUAUGUCGGAGGAGGGUAUAUGGGUUGAUUUGGGAUUCAGUGUGUAUGUUGAAGGCCACAUUUAUGCAUUACUUUAGGGCACUUAGCUCUUCUGUGAGGGCUGGGAUUGGCUAGACAGUCAUAACUCUCUUCUCACUCUCUCUCACCCUCAGGAUGGAUGUAAUUUCGUGUGUAGGACACAGGGCCCCGAAGAGGAACCUCCCACAUACAGGGGCGUGUCCACAGAGCCAGAGGAGGAGCCAGAAGAGAGGGAUGACCACUUGCUUCCCAUGUGAUCUGAUGACGUCAGUAGUGGGAGGGAUCUAUCCCGUGUGACGCUUUUGACGCUUCGGAUAGAUAUUGCCCUUACGCACAGAUCUAGGAUCAUCACUUACUCUCUCCAAAUCCGGAGAAACAUAAAACUGACCUCAGUUCAGUGUCUAGGCGCAACUUCAUCCUAGUUCGUUUUGACAGUUUCAGGGACGAGUUUAGAGGUGGGCACACCAGUUUAUGGAAGGUUGGAAGAUCUGUCUGUGACAUCUGACUCCCAAACACUUAGUUCAUUAUAUUAGAUGAUAAGUCACCUCCCCUGGUUUGCAUGGCCCAGGCGUCAUUAUUUGGAGGUGGCAACAAAAACCUCGAUACACUUUUUUUCCUUUCAUGAACUGGAGUGGCCACCUCUGGAUGGAGAGUGAUGUCUCAAAAACUCUGUUACAUUUGGCACAAUACAAGGGUCGUUACUAGUUAACGCAGCCACAAAGUCAUGAACCCUGCCUAUUUCUAAAAUGUAUGUUCUUAAAAUCUGAUUUUAAACCU
Coregonus sp. 'balchen' is the source of this 5563-nucleotide messenger RNA. Lineage: Eukaryota; Metazoa; Chordata; Actinopteri; Salmoniformes; Salmonidae. The record is from the annotation of a GenBank genome assembly.